CAUGUAUGUAUGUUCACAGUUGAAGACGGCACAGGAAGGCAAUACAUAGACAAAGAGAGGUAACUCUGAAAUAACAGCAGUAUGGUGAAAGGUUUUUUAUUCAAGCACAUAGCAACUGACAGAAGAUCGCGAAGGAAAGAAGUAAAAGUCCCACCAGUGUUAAGAAAAAGCCUUGAAAGCGACCUAAAGACAAAUGGCGCAGAUAAUCCUGGGAAAAGGAAACGCGGUAUCAGCAAAUAUUUGCCCAUAAAGCGAGGAAGAAAUGGAAAUUUUCCGGGUAUAAAACAAACCCUUGUUUCCUUUGACUUUGAGCCUAAGGAACUAAACUGUCACCGUUUCGUGUCAACAAGACUGCAGUGCAUAUUGGAUUCCAGUGACGUCAACAUAGAUAUUGAUAUUGAAAAAGGGCUGUUGCUAAUACAUCAUUCAAGUGUUUCUGUCAGAGAUAUCUGUCUGCAACUUUUCGAGUCUCAACCAUCAUGUGAAAAACCAAACGAAGAUGGAAUUUUCCGUAGAAACACAGUUGUCGUAUGUUACGUCGACGAGAAUCUUGAAAAGAAUAAGGAAUUGAUGGGAAACCUGUCGAAAUCGGUAGAUAUGAGUCAUCUAUUCUUUGUAAUUGACGGGUCGACGUCAAUAGGAAGAGUUCUGGAGAAUAGCAAAUUGAAAGUGUCCCUAAAUCAAAUCAUCAUUCAGACAUCCCAAAUGUCACGGGUAUAUCAGAAGAUGUAUGAAGAUUUAGAGAGAAAUGUUGAGGACGUAAGGAAAAUAAUAGACACCCUACCACAGGAAAGCGAAAUACACCCAUUAAGUAGAAAAUUGGCAUAUAUUGAAAAGAAGCUUACAGAACGGAAGAAGCCCAAACAUAUCUCAGAAAACUGUAGAAAGAAACUAGAAAGUGCUCUGGAUUUUGGAGUUAUUGCAUACAGAACAGACAGUAAAAGCCUUACAGUUUAUAUAAACCAACCACGGACAAGAUCACUCGAUGCAAAGCUACGCGAUUUAGAAAAGAACUGCUCACCCUUGGUUUUGCGGUGUUGUAGAGUCCAAACACCGGUUUACAGACCACAUUCCCUGCAAGCUGGCUGCCGGGUAGAAACUGAGGGUCAGAAUGUGUUAGGAACGAUUGGAAUAUUUGGAAAGAAAGUUCUGGAACAUGCGGAGCAGGAUAUUGCGAUCACGUCUGCGCAUGUCAUAUGGGAAGGUUGCCAUGCAAGGGUACACGUAGAAGGCGGUGAUAAAGAAAUAGGUCAAUGUAUUUGGCCACCAAAACCUCCCGAAGGAAACUUGGAAGGCAAAAUUCUGGACAUGGCAGUUAUUGAAAUGAGGUCGGACCUGGCUGAAAACAUCUCAACUUCAGAAAAUAUUUAUGUUUAUACUGGUCAAAAACACGAAUUAGAAUUCCAAAGAGUUUACAAACGUGGAUGGAAAACGGAUGAAACGCAUGGCGAUAUCGAUAUCCCGCAAUUCAACAUGUUUGGUAAAACGGUAAUGGUGAUUACAACAGGGGAUGGCCGAAACUUUUCUGAACCUGGUGACAGUGGUGCCCUUGUACUCACUAAGAAAGGACAACAGCUUUUUGCUCUAGGAUUGAUAUUUGGAGACGAUUUAAAAUUUCGAGAGAGUGAUGAGGAUUUCCCGGUCAAUGCUUCCAUAGCAAUAUAUCUUGAUGACGCAAUCACCAAGUUUGAAGAGGAAAGUAAGAGAGGGAAGAUUAAAAUUCAGCGAUAUUAGUAUGCUAAUGAUGGAAUUGUCCAUCAAUGUAUCUGCACGACAUAGACAAACCUUAUUUACAGUAGUUUCAUCGAUGUAUCAUGAAGGGGCUCCACUUUGCCAUCAACAAUCGAAUUCAAUGAAAAACGCUCUACUUGAUUUAUUUCAGUAAUUACACCAGUGUUCAAUUAUUUCGAACUCUUUUUACCCCCUAAACAGGCACAUAAAUAUGAAAGGCGAAGAUAACGAACAGUGAUAAAUCUCAUAACUCCAAUAAGCAAUACAAAACAGAAAGUUGGGCAAUCACGGACCCUUGGAUAUACCAGAGGUGAGAUCCGGUGCCUAGGAAGAGUAAUCAUCCCCUGUUGACCGGUCACACCCACCGUGAGUCCUGUAUCUUAAUCAAGUAGAGUUAUCCGUAGUCAAAAUCAAUGUGCCUAUAUAAUCAUUUUGUGAUUUUGGUGAUUAGAUAAUUAUUGUCUUGCAAAGACCAUGUUUUUUUCUUUCAGUAUUUCUUUACACCAAAAGUGGUUAUCUAACGUAGUUUUAAUAGGGUUCUCAUUUGUUUCUGUACAAAGAAAUAGUUUUGAUAGUUAGUAAUACACAUUCCUAUACCACUGAGAUAUUUUGAGGACAAAAUGGUUGUCAUCACUUUUACACCUAUUUGCCCUUUAACAUUUGGAUUGAAGAAGUCUGAUCACUGGCGUUGUAUAUAUUAUAAUGCAAGAUCUGUUUUGUCUUGUCCAGCGACUGCCUCAAAUAUUUGCCAUCUAAAAAAAUAUUUAAACUUUCGCCCAAGGUAAAAUAGAACCUGCAUGUACAUAUUACGAUGUAAAUUAUAGGUAUGUUCAGUGAAACACGUUUUAUGUAUAAUCAAGUACGCAGAAAUUGGGAUAUAAUGCAAUUUUGGAGCUUGGCCAAGAUUAUUGGUUUUGAAGAUACAUACACGAUUUUAUCAUAUAUUUUUUUCCUUUAUCCAGUGGAUAUCACCCAUUGCAUAAUUUUUAGCUAUUACAAUAUGUUUCCCUACGCCGUCUUUGACAUCACCAACAAACAUAAAUUUUACGUACUUUUUUGUUUAUAAAAUACCAGGAAGCAAAAUUCAUAACAAUACAGCAAAGUAAAUGCAGAUGUAAGUUUAUUUCUACUACUUCGUACGUUGUGGAUCAGCUGUUUGGACGAAUAGGACAUGCCCUAAUUUGCUCCACUUUUAACAUUGAUUGGUAAGCCUAAACAACAUGUAGUAUGUGGUAUAAAUACAUUUGUAGAUUAGUGUAGUUGUAGUGCUGGAUGUAUUUAUAUAUAGUUUUUGUUAUUAUUUUCUGUUAAUAUUGGUAACAUUAUGUAAUUAUUUUCAUUUGCCCCGAGGAAGGGACAGGUCGUCCCGAAAAUUUGACAAUCUGGUUGUUCGUGUAGUUGGUCAUUAUAGUGCUUUGUAUAUAUAUAUGUGUAGGACUCCAAAGUGCGAUGGUCACGCCAAAGUGCGAUGAUCUUCGCCAAACCCCGAUGGUCUGACACGCCAAAGUGAGAUGGUCCACACUCAAGCGCCAUAGUACGAUGGUCUGACACGCCAAAGUGCGAUGGUGUGACAAACCGAAAUUCAUUGGUUUGUAAAUGACACACUGUUUUGGUACAGAUUGAACAAACCGUGUGUUGGUUCACCAAAAUAUCAGUGCAAAACCCAUGCACAAAAAGUAAGAAUAAGAACUUACUUCAUUACCAUUUAGUUGUCGUGUUAUCAAACACAGAAUUUUCCAACGCGAAAUCAAAUAGAAUGUUUUGUAUUACAACAUACUGAACUCCGCACCAUUGGCGUUUGGCGUGACCAUCAUACAUUGGGGUCCGUAACGUUAUCCAACCAUCGUACUUUGGCGCGAGCCUUGCACUAUAUACAUUGCGCGAUAUAUAUAUAUAUAUAUAUAUAUAUAUAUAUAUAU
Ostrea edulis (European flat oyster) is the source of this 3650-nucleotide messenger RNA. RefSeq lists its product as uncharacterized. The transcript has 7 exons. Bases 82 to 1734 code for a protein of 550 amino acids. NCBI's taxonomy places the organism in Eukaryota, Metazoa, Mollusca, Bivalvia, Ostreida, Ostreidae. The record is from RefSeq and is a predicted model, not a curated record.